Cercopithifilaria johnstoni is the source of this 4809-nucleotide messenger RNA. The record is from the annotation of a GenBank genome assembly. Lineage: Eukaryota; Metazoa; Nematoda; Chromadorea; Rhabditida; Onchocercidae.
AUGUUGUCGCUAAAUCAUCUACGUUUAUUGCUUAUCAAAGAAUUCAUUAUUAUUUGGAGAAGUAAGAUAUGGAGUGUAGUUGAAAUAGCCAUUCCGCUGCUCAUCUCUGUGCCUCUUACUAUUCUGGUCCUGAAGAACUCGUCAUCUAUCAAACAUGAAGCACAGUUCUGGGAAUCAUUUCAAGUGACCGGAGAUUGGAGAGAUAUAGAUCGACGUCUCGGUAAUAUGCAGUCAAUUUACAGUUAUUGCGGGAUGCUCGGUCGGAGAAGUUUAGGACUUGUAUUUCCGAAAAACAUGGAUGAAAAAGAGAUUUUAUGGGUAGCUCGUGAAAUAGAAUUUCGUUAUUUGAUGAAUAAUUCAGCUUCAUAUCCACACAUGUAUGAGUUGAGCGUGAAAAUAUUUCCAUCUGAAGCAGCCAUGAUGGAAGCGUUGUUGGAGGAUUAUCAUCAUUCUUCUAUAUGUACUAAAUAUAUUGCUGGCGUUAUAUUCGGUGAAUAUAAUAGUAGUACACCGCGUCUUUCUUAUACCAUACGAAUACGUCAAACAGAAGAUCCACAAACACGUUGGUAUAUUGGUGAUGACAUUUGGUACAGUGGAGGACCAUAUGAAAUUUCAGACGACCAAUUUCUAGUGAAUAUGAUGCCCAAUUACUGGUCUCUCGGUGUCAUAUCAUUGCAGUACGCAAUCGAUACUAUAUUUCUUAAGGGAAUUGAUGGUGGGCAAAAUAAUGAUGGUAAUUUUCAACUCAGUUUAGAACGUAUUCCUGAGCCAGCAUAUUUUGAAAAAUUGAUCGUCGGAUUUCUUUCUUUUUUGAUAGUUUUCUGGCAGCUGUCUACUUUGCCAUGUGUUCUGCACACCGUUUCAAAUAUUUCUUCUGAAAAACACAGUGGUAUGAAGGCAUUUUUAACAGUGAUGGGUAUGCAGUCUUCUACGUUUUAUAUUGCACAUGCGGUAAUUAGUUUCAUCAAAACUAUGGUAGUCUUGCUAUCAUGUACAAUUAUGUUACUUCCACAGAUUCAGGUCUCAAUAGUAUCUCCGUGGUUGUUCUUUUUCACCAAUUUUAUUUAUUGUGCCGGCGCUGCUAGUUUUGCUCUUCUAAUGUCUUGCGUUUUCCACAGUCCAGGUGCUGCGACGAAAGGCACUGCUGUUAUUUGGCUUGCAACUAUUGGUUUGACAAGAUUGCAAGCAGCAGGAGAAUCAGUUCUUCUAAAUGUUAUACUUUCACUGAAUUUGAAUUAUGCUUUCGUUUGUGCUCACCAUGCUAUGCAGGAUUAUAUGAAUCGAGAUGAAUAUUUGGGCAUCGAUAAUAUGUUUGAAAAUGCGACAUACAUGUUUCCGCUCGGAAUGGCGCUAGCAAUGAUAAUAUUUGAUGUUGUUUGGAUGUCACUGUUAGCUAUUUAUUUGGAUAAUGUCUAUCCCUCUGAUGAUUUACCACGGAAGGAAUGGCUUUUCUUUUUACAUCGAUCGAACGGUAUACGUCAUCAAUGCACUUUUUAUGAUUCUUCUGAUGCUCCGAAUGACAACAUUCAAAAAUAUGAGGGGGACGAUCAAGCAGACAUCGAUAUACGGCACUUGACGAAAACUUACACCAUACAGCCGGUUGUUGAUCGCAUGUCUUUCCGUGCUUAUCGAGGAGAAAUGACCGUUCUUUUGGGGCACAAUGGUGCCGGAAAGAGCACAACAUUUUCUUUGAUAACAGGCCUUAUUUCACCAACCUCUGGCUCCAUUUACAUUUGUGGCAACAGGAUGGGAUCACGUUCCAUUGAUCACUGCCAGCGAGAAAUCGGUUUCUGCCCCCAAUAUAAUGCAUUAUUUGAUUUGCUGACAGUACGCGAGCAUUUGGAGAUGUUUCGGAAACUCAGCGGCAACACAGCUGAUUGUACCAUAGAGCUAAUGACAGAUAUCGAAUUGGACGGCGUAGCUGAUGUGAUUGCUAAAAAACUAAGCGGCGGGAUGAAAAGAAAAUUGUGUGUUGGAAUAUCUUUGGUUGGUGGACGUCGCGUUAUACUGUUAGAUGAACCUACAGCAGGUAUGGAUCCAGCUUCUAGGCAAGUUGUCUUCCAACUACUUCAGCGCUAUAAACACGAGAGAACAAUUCUUUUGACAACCCACUGUAUGGAUGAAGCAGAUUUAUUGGGUGAUCGCAUAGCAAUUAUGGUGAAGGGUCGAUUAAUCUGUGCUGGCACAUCGGAAUUUUUGAAAAAUCGAUUUGGAACAGGAUAUUUAUUAUCGAUUGAUUUGAUGGAAAUAAAUAGUAAAAAUGAACAGGAACAGUUGUUAUUAGCUAUUAGGAAACAUGUUCCCGAGACUGAGAAGCAAUCAGCAACUCCCCAGCAGAUAACUGUCCUGCUGCCCAUUGAGUGCAAGAAGAGUUUUCCGGGUCUAUUUGCUGACUUGGAACAGAAUGCUGAAAAGUAUGGCAUCAAUUCGUUUGGCUUAUCACUGAAUACAUUGGAGCAAGUUUUCCUAAAAGUUGGGGAACUUGAGGAUGCUAAUUCAACAACUAUCACUGACAUGGAAAGUAUGGCCGAACAGCAAGCUUCAAUGCUCUAUACUGAUUCAUCUUUUCAUAGAGGAAUAUUGUUGUGGCUCGUGCAGAUUGGCGCAUUGCUUAAGAAACGUUUCAUAUGUUACAAGAGACAAUGGGCACGACUUAUUUGGCAAAUACUUUUUCCUGUAGCUAUUCUUCUACUUGUUGUUUUUUAUGUGAAAUAUUUGUCAACUGGAGAUGAGAAAAGACAUGAAAUUUUGCUGAAUGCAGGACGUAUAAGUCCUUGCAUUGUGCCUAUACAGCUGGGAAAUCCUGAAGCUCUGUUUGGUCACAAUAUUCUACAGAUAGUACAAAACAUAACCGGUUAUUCAUACAAGCUAGUGCCGACAUCAGAAAGCAUGGAGCUCACUCUUGCUAAAUUGCCAAAAAUACCGCCACCUGUUGGCAUGGCUGUCACGUAUAACACAAAGGACGGUUACAUUGAUGCUACGGCAUUUUUCAAUGUUAAAGCUAGAUAUGGACCGGUUAUUGCAACGACAUUAAUAAGCAAUGUAAGAUUGGGACAAUCUGCAGAUUCCAUCAAAGUUUUCUUCCUUCCAUAUGGUAAUGUAAGCGAUGUCAACCGAUUGGCUUCACAGAUUUCUCAUAUGUUUUUAAUAGCACCUGUUUUGAUUAUCAUUUUCGCUUUCGUUUCUUCUGGUUUCGUAACCUAUGUUGUUGAUGAUCUCAGCACGAGUUUCUUUCAUCAGCAACUUCGCACUCGACUGAACACAUUUACUUAUUGGUUGUCUACGAUAAUUUCGGAUUCGAUACUUUCUGCGUUUAUUUGUGCCGUUUUCAUUAUUAUUUUGGGGAAUUGGUUAGGUAACCUUAAAAUUGAUUUUAUAUUGCUUUGGUUGAUGUAUUUAUGGCCCACAUUGCCAUUCGUUUAUUUCAUGGCUUUCCUAAUUAAUGAUCCUGCACGAGCUUAUGUUGUGCUCAUCAUCAUAACAUUGGUCGUUACUCUCUGUGCUAGCACUAUAUCCUACAGUAUGAUGUCCAUGAGGCCAGAAUUAUUUCCGUAUUUACAUACAGCAUUUUUGUUUAUGCUGCCGACGUACAGCAUGUCAUAUAGUUUGAUUACGAUUUUAGUUGCUGAUGUUAACAAGGAAACGAGUGGUCUGUACAGCUGGGAGAAACUUGGACGUGUUUAUGUCGUAAUGGCUUGCGCGGGAUUUUUAUUUUGGAUUAUUUUAAUGAUGAUGAAUUUCAAACCUCUGGCAGUGUACAUACAUGAUUUGUUGUCGAGAAUACGAAGGACACCAUCAAGUUUAUUAUUGUACGAAAACAGUUUGGAAGAUAUUGAUGUAAAGAAAGAACGAGAGUGCAUAUCGCACAAAAGAAAUCUCGACUUGUGUCUCGCCGUCCGUGAUUUAAAUAAGUAUUACGGGAAUAUGCAUGCUGUUCGUAAUCUUACAUUCGGCGUUGAACGUGGUGAAUGCUUUGGUCUGUUAGGAGUAAAUGGUGCUGGUAAAACAUCAACAUUUGAUAUGCUAACUGGUGUAUCGAUACCGGAUAGAGGCGAAGCUUUCAUCAAUGGCCGUUCUAUUUUAAAGAAGCAGACAAUUGGGUUCUGUCCGCAAUUUGAUGCACUUCAUCCUCAGCUUACAGCUAGACAAACUCUACAGCUCUUGGCCUCGCUUUAUGGCUUUGUUGAUCCUGUAAAACGCGUGAAAACUCUUCUUGAAGCAGUAUCCUUAACAGCGCAAGCUGAUACUUGCGUCGAGUUUCUUAGCGGUGGGCAGCGGCGGCGUUUGAGUUUAGCAGUAGCGUUAAUUUCGCAAACUGAUUUAAUACUGCUGGACGAACCGACUACUGGAGUUGAUCCGAAAGCAAGGCGCCAAAUUUGGUGUUUACUCAAUGCAGUACGUGAAAAACAACGAGCAAUGCUUCUCACCUCACAUAGUAUGAACGAGUGCGAAGCACUCUGUAAUCGCAUUGGCAUCAUGGAUCAGGGCUCUCUGAUUGCUAUUGGAACAUCACAACAUAUCAAGACAAGAUUUGGUGAAAAAUACACGUUGAUUAUUACUGCUGCUGAUCAGUGCAGACGGGAAGAUUUAAUUUGCUCGGUUAAAGAAAUUUUCCCUGGUUCCAUCGAGAAAGAUGCUCAUGGCAUAUGCUUAUUAUGGGAUAUUACGAAGAGAGAAAAUGACAGAUGGUCGGAAAUGUAUAUGAAAUUAUAUCAACUUGCUGCACAGUUUCCAUGGAUUAUUGAUUAUUCACUGACACAGACAACACUAGAAGAAGCAUUUUUGCAACUUUCACAACGCGAAAAAUGA